Molecule: messenger RNA, 1744 nt
Organism: Beta vulgaris subsp. vulgaris (sugar beet)
Lineage: Eukaryota; Viridiplantae; Streptophyta; Magnoliopsida; Caryophyllales; Amaranthaceae
Product: AAA-ATPase At3g50940
Exons: 3
Coding region: 1-1617 (538 amino acids)
Molecular function (GO): ATP binding; ATP hydrolysis activity
Source: RefSeq, a predicted model, not a curated record
AUGGAGCACAACUUGUGGCUUGAACAUUGUGUCCUGGAUGUUGUGUCUAUGGACACAACUUCUUGGACAAACGUUGUGUCCAUGGACUCAACUUCCAUGACACACGUUGUGUCCAUGGACACAACGUUUGUCCAAGAAGUUUUGGAUGCAACGUCCAGGCCACACUUAACUACUUUAACAGCCAUACAGUCCAACAAAAUGGUGGAAACAAAAUCCGUCCUCUCAACAAUAGGCGCAGUGGCGGCGGCGGCAGUGGUGAUGCGGUCCAUUAUCGACGACUUCCUCCCCUACGAAAUCCGUGACUAUCUUUUAUCCUACCUUCACUCCAUUUUCAGCCGUAGAUUCUCCUUGGAGAUCACAAUGAUCAUCGAGGACAUCGUUGGCCCUAAGACGAAUGAAAUCUUCGAGGCCGCACAACUCUACAUCGGAGCCCGCACCAAAAUCACCUCCUCUUCGUCCACAAUACCAACCCGCCUCAAGGUCCGUAAGCCCGACAAACAACUUUUGCUCAGCGUUCAUCAAAAUGAAGAGUUUGUCGACGAAUUCCAAGGGAUAGAAUUUCGGUGGAUGUUACACUAUCAACACGUUGAUGAGAGCUUCUUGAGGGGUUUUAGAUAUAGAUUUAAGCGAAUGACCUCUCGUAGCCACGCAUAUUUCUUCCACUUAACAUUUAACAAGAAAUAUAUAGACAUUGUAAUAGAAAAGUAUCUCCCACAUAUUAUAAAGGAGUUGGAGCUUCACAAACAAGAGACAAAAACAAUCAAGCUUUGUACGAUAAAUAAUCCAGAAAACUUAUCGUACUGCGACUUGCCGGAAGUGUGGGAGUCUAUUAGUUUAAAUCACCCGGCCACCUUCGAGACACUUGCGAUGGAUUCCGGGUUAAAAGAGAUGAUCUUAGAGGAUCUAGAGAAGUUCUUAAGAAGAAAGGAGUUUUAUCGGUGUGUCGGCAAAGCAUGGAAGAGGGGCUACUUGCUUUAUGGGCCUCCAGGAACGGGGAAGUCUAGCUUGAUUGCAGCAAUGGCGAAUUACUUGAAUUUUGAUGUAUAUGAUUUGCAGUUGAACGGGAUCAAGUAUGAUUUCGACCUCCGGAAAGCGUUGUUGAGCACGGCAAAUAAGUCAAUAACGGUGGUGGAGGAUAUCGACUGUUGUAUAGAGUUCAACGACACGGAUGAUGAUGGUGUUGGUGAUGGUGAUGGUGAUGGUGGUCCGAUAAAAAAGGUAACACUGUCUGGAUUACUCAACUUCAUCGAUGGUUUAUGGUCAAGUUGUGGGGACGAGCGAAUCUUUAUAUUUACCACAAACCACAAAGACAAGUUAGACCCAGCCUUACUACGUCCAGGACGCAUGGACCUACACAGUCACAUGUCUUACUGCACUCCUUGUGGCUUCAAAGUCCUUGCUAAGAACUACCUCGGCAUAAAUCAUCAUGAACUCUUCUCGGAUGUUGAGAACUUGAUCAGGGAAACCAAUGUCACUCCAGCAGAAGUUGCCCAACAAUUGAUGAAGCACAACGCUGUUGAUCCUAAGCUAAAAGGAUUAAUUAAAUUUAUCAUGCAAAAGAAAGAAGUAAAUAAUGCAAGAGAAAAGGCUAAGAAAUUAGAGGAUGAGUCUGAAUAAAAAUUCAUUCGAAUAGAAGCCGGCUAAAUAAUCACAAAUGAACAUUGCUGUCAUGUACUUAAAAAUGGAUGCUUGUACAAACAUAUAUUUUUGGAUGUUCAACAACAAAAUUACGAAUGUGCAAACA